This is a messenger RNA of Clonostachys byssicola, 1446 nucleotides long. The record is from the annotation of a GenBank genome assembly. NCBI's taxonomy places the organism in Eukaryota, Fungi, Ascomycota, Sordariomycetes, Hypocreales, Bionectriaceae.
AUGCGGCCAACUAGAUUUCUCGUCGCUAUUUAUCUCCUAUUUAUCGGAAGCGCCUUUGCCCUUCGAGCAGAAAGAGGUCACACCACCGGUAUAACGGCCACUGAUGCUAGAAUUUUGAACCAGCCACCCACAAAGCUCAGCCAGAGGGCUCCUCCUGCUCGCGCUGCAAAGACCGAUUUGCGCAAAAGACCAAAACGAAUAAAAGGGUGGUCUGGGAAACGCGAUAAGAAGUUCAAGAAUAAAAAGCCCGCGAAGAAAACCGCCCCAGCUCCAGGGCCGCCGAGCAACAAUCUCAAGCGUGGCGGGACAUGUGGGAAAGGACCCGGGGAUGGCCCUGGGCACUGUCGGUUUAAAAUCAACGGGCAAAAUGAAUUCAUGGGCUGUUGCCCUGGGGAGAAAAUGAAGACAAAGAUGCGAACUGUCGUGAUUGCAGCCCUUCUUAUUGGGCAGACUUUCGCAUAUGACCAGCUCCUCAACUUCAGAGCUGCGCCUGUAUAUGAAAACCGCUCCCUGGAUGAAAUUCACCAAGCUGCCCUGGAGGAAGGCGGAGUUGUCGCCGUCUGGCACGGUGGUGAUGAGGCCAACCAGCAAGAUGCGCUAAAGCAGGCGUUCGAAACCCGGUUCCCAGGAAUGACCCUGAACCUUACUGUCGAUCUCUCUAAAUACCAUGAUGGUCGUCUCGAUCAGCAGCUUGGGGAUGGCAAUGUCUACGUUGACAGCAUUAUCCUCCAAACGCUCCAUGACUACCCCCGUUGGGCUCAGGAAGGCGCCCUGUUGAACUACGCUCCCGUCGGCUUCGAUCAGAUUGAACACUCCUUCAAGGACGACACUGCGGCGGCCUGGUAUGGCCUGUAUGUCUUCUUCUGGUCUGGGGCCUUUAAUACCGAGAAGCUGCCUGGGAUUGAAACUCCCGUUGAGUGGAACGACUGGCUGCGCCCUGAGUUCAAGGACAAGCUUGUCAUUACCUACCCGAACGAUGAUGAUGCCGUGACAUGGGCAUUCUAUCUUGUGAUGCGUCAAUAUGGCACUGGAUGGUUCGACAGGCUCAUCUCUCAGAACCCCCGCUGGGUCAGAGGAACCCAGACUCCCAGCACUCUGGCUAGCGCCGCCAAUACCACCUCUGCCGCCUUCUUCGCAGGCUUCGGGGGCUUCGGCUCCCGAGGCAACCUCAACUUCACAGUCCCCAAGGAGGGCAAGUACGGAGCCAAGCUCCUCCACAACUUCAUCCUCACGCCCGAGUACCAGCAGGCAACUGGUCUAUGGCCUGUUCGUCGGGACGUCGCCCCUCCUGCUGGGUUCCCUGAUCUUUGGACCGCAAACGCCACGAACCCGGCUGAGUUUGCUCGGUUCAUGGCUGAUCGUCCUCUUGUUGAGAGAUUGAGGUUCUUCUUCGAAGCUAAGCUUGGUACUGCCGUCGGUCUAGAUCCUAUCUCGGAUGAUAUCUAG